Saccharomycopsis crataegensis is the source of this 1620-nucleotide messenger RNA. RefSeq names its product FG-nucleoporin. The record is from RefSeq and is a predicted model, not a curated record. Gene Ontology annotation, biological process: nuclear pore organization; NLS-bearing protein import into nucleus. The coding region runs from base 1 to 1620 and encodes 539 amino acids. Gene Ontology annotation, molecular function: structural constituent of nuclear pore; phospholipid binding. Lineage: Eukaryota; Fungi; Ascomycota; Saccharomycetes; Ascoideales; Saccharomycopsidaceae. Gene Ontology annotation, cellular component: nuclear pore nuclear basket; nuclear pore central transport channel; nuclear membrane. The transcript has a single exon.
AUGUUUGGCUCAAAUCAGCAGUCAGGAAGUAACUCGACAGUAACAUCUUCUGCUGCUUCUCAGAAAAUAGAAAAACCAUGGUUCAAGGAUAAUUCGAAUUCAAGAAUACUACCGUUUUCAAUUGUUCCAAGAUCCAUCAAAUCAACAAAAAAACUUUCAUCAAGCUCUACUUUGGGAGGUGAUAUUGGAGAUGAUGCUGAUGAAGACGAAGAUGAUGAUGAUGGCAGCAGUGACGAAGAGGGUGAAAACGAAAAGCUUGAAGUGAAUAACAACAGUUUAGACAACCAAGUUAAGAAACUCUUGGUCGGUCCAGCCUCAUCAGAUUUUGGAUCAAAGAAAUUUAAACAGUUAUCAUUUACGAAUAGAAAUCCCUUGGAUCCUUCGGCAAAGAAUGCACAUUUACUUAUUAACGAUGUUGAUGCGCCUCCGAGAGUUACUUUGAAUGACAUUUAUAAUGAUACCGUUGGCUCUGAUGAUGACAAUGAUGAUCACAAUAAUAACAAUAGUCAUAAUAAUCCACAAAAUGGGAGUCCUAAUUCUAAGAGCGAAACAACCAAUAUCAAGCAUAACCAUGUGCUUCAUGGACAUAGCUCGGUGGAUCCAGAUUCAUUCACUGCUUUUAAUUCUAAUUUCUUUGACAAGUUUUCAAAGAAUCCAAUAAGUAAUACCAACUCCAGCGUUCUUAAUUAUCUAUUAGACCAACUGUCAUCAGGUCAACCUGAUUUCGAAAAUCAUUCUAGUUUGACUUCAUCUAAACAAAAUAUUGCCAAGAAAAGUUCCACAGACAUCUCAAAUGGCAGUAAGGAAAAGUAUUCGAUUAUUGUCUAUGGUUAUAAAGAAUCGGAUUCUAUCCAGGUGAUACAAUAUUUCAAUAAGUUUGGCGAAAUUCUUGAAAAUUUUGAAGCGCUCAACAAAAAGAAUGGACCAUCCGGUUACAACUAUAUCUACGGGGGCUCAAGAAAGAUACUACCGCUAUAUUUAGGGAAUAGCUGGAUUAAGUUGACAUAUGAUAACCAGUCGUCUUAUUUGAGAUCAUUGAAGGAAAAUGAUGCGGUUUUCAAAGAUUAUUUUAUUUCAGUGGUCCCAUUGACCACAAGUUUAUUGAAUAGUUUAACCAAUGGCUCUAUGAAAAUCGAAAUCAAAUAUUUUGAUUCCAAUGAUCCAAAUAAUGAAAAGCUAGACGCGCUUUUCCCUCAUAGAUCGUCAAAGAAGCAGGAAGUUUCCGAAAAGAAGCAGGAAGGAGACGACUCAAACAAUUUAUCAAGUAAGACCAAGGAAGACAGAGGGAAAGUUUUAUCAUUUCUUGAUAGCUACUUAUCAUCACCAUCUCGUAAUGUCUUCAAUUUUAUCAACCAUAAUGAUUCAACUCCUUUCACAAACAGUAGGGAGCCUGAGGCAAGCAGCGAAGAGCCAAAACCUAAGAAGAUGAAAAGUUCUUUUGAAAACACAGAUCAUAAAUUACAUAUUAUGAGCGGCAAACAGUUAUUAUUGGUGAAAAACAAAGCAAGCGGAGGAGCCAAAAAAUUGAAUAUCAAUUCGCCUACCAGUGGCAGUUCAAAGGGAAAUGGGGAUUGGUUUGAGAAGGGAUUAGAUUGGGCCUUUGGAUUUGAUAGUUUAUGA